ACGGCGGCCGGGGGCUGUCGGGGGUUCAGGGCCCGGUCCGGGCGGCCCUGCGGGCGGGAGGGGCUUCCAGAACCGGGCAGCCCCCGGUGUCCCCACUCGGGCCCUGGCGCAGCCGAUCCGAUCCGGUGACCCGAGCGGGACGAGGCGCUGGCUGGAGGCGCAGGGCUGGGGACAUGGCGGUGGUGGGAGGCGGCACUUGUCAGCCCCGGCCGCCGCAGCACGGGGGCUGGGUUCUGGUGUCAAAAAGCGGUGAUGCUCGGCCUGUGGAAUGAGGGGGAGCUGUAAUUACAGCUGCUGAAACGGUCCUGUAACCUUCAGACUCUUAACUGGCAAAAUAACUUUACAAGCUAUAGUGGUUAUUCUAUGCUGUGGUUCAACCUGCAGCUCCUAACUUUGAAAGCAAGUUAAAUCAAUAAUACUAGUGCAGCUGUAAUUUAAAAAAAAAAAAACAAACCCAAACCUCAUCAAACUCAUAUCUUUGAGAAAUUGUUUUGAACUUUUCCACAUUAUUAAAUCUAGACACCUAAAAUUCUAAUACAGAUGGAGACGUCCAUGUAGCACAAGUGUUGGCUGGCAAGACUUCCGUGGGGUGGGUUUGAUGCACUUCUCAGAGAAAACUCGCAGGCAUCGCGUCCUGGCAGCCCUGUGGCCUCCCACACGCUGAAACCACCGCUUGAGGAAGUGUCAUCGCACAAAUAAAAUGCAUGGAUACAAAUUAAGAAAAGACUGGUAAAUUUUCAUGUAGUUAGCUCAUUUGUAUGUUGUUGUUUGGUUUUUUAAAUCAAUAGGGGAAAAGCCUUCGUACAAAUGUAGAUGUUCAGAAGGAGAAAUUGAGCAGUUAUGGCAAAGGAUAAGAAGAAGGAUGGCAAGAAGACAGAAAAGUCUGCCCGUCCUCCUGUUCCUUCAUGUGAUACUACAGCUGAGAGUAGUUCACCACAGCUGGUGGAUUUGCAGACCUUAGUGAAUGGAGUGGACGAAGCACAGGAAAACCCAGUGGUGUUGGAUAAAGAACCAGAGGAGGCAGAGGAGCCUCCAGUCCAGGACGUUCCGCAAUACUACGAGGAGCCUAGUCUUACUGAAGUUAUUGUAAAAAGCUAUGAAGGUGAAAAAGUCCAUGGAUUGUAUGAGGGUGAAGGAUUUGCAUGUUUUGAGGGUGGAAAUACAUAUAAGGGCAUGUUUUCUGAAGGUUUUAUGCAUGGACAAGGGACUUACACGUGGGCUGAUGGAGUCAAGUAUGAGGGAACAUUUGUUAAGAAUGUGCAGAUGCUUAAUGGCCGUUAUACAUGGAAUGAUGGCAGCAUUUAUGAAGGAUCUGUCAAGAAUGGACUUAGGCAUGGAUUUGGAUUUUUCAGGAGCGGUACUUGUCCUGUUUCUUACAUUGGCUAUUGGUGUAAAGGCAAAAGACACGGAAAGGGUACUGUUUAUUAUGAUAAGGAACAUACCUCUUGGUAUUCAGGAGACUGGGUAAAUAACAUCAAAGAAGGAUGGGGAAUGAGAUGCUAUAAGUCUGGAAAUACCUAUGAAGGUCAGUGGGAGAAAAAUGUACGUCAUGGCAGAGGAAGAAUGAGAUGGCUGACAGCUAAUCAGGAGUAUAUGGGACAGUGGGUGUAUGGCAUACAGCAUGGAUAUGGCACCCACAUAUGGUUUUUGAAGAGAAUGCCUAUGUCUCAGUAUCCUUUAAGGAAUCAGUACAUAGGUGAUUUUGUAAAUGGGCAACGACACGGCCACGGGAAGUUCAUAUACGCCAGUGGAGCAGUGUACGACGGUGAAUGGGUUUGCAAUAAGAAGCACGGCAAGGGCAAGUUUGUCUUCAAGAAUGGUCUCGUGUAUGAAGGAGGGUUCAUAGGUGAUCGUAUAGUAGAAUCUGCAGCUUUUCAAAUGGAUGCAAUGGAUGCAGAAGAGCUGAAUGCCAUUUGCACAGGAAGUUAUUUUGGCACUGUAGAAAACGUCACAAUCGUCAAUGGCUCAAAAGAUACUUCUGCUCUGGGAUCAAAUAUUGAGCUGGAUUUAUCUUCACUGCUUGACUUGUUGCCGAGAGAGGAGAGGCAUGAAGAAGUAAAACAAGUGAUAAAACGCCACUUGAGGAGAUACAUUGUCCACAUCAGACUUUACUGUUCAGGACCUUCUUAUCUUAUCUUAUUCGUCUGGCAUUUCAUAUCUAUCAUGAAGAGUACAAACGAGUAUUUUUGUUCCAGCGCCAGAGACAAAGGUCCUUGUCUGUGUAAGUGUUUCCUAGGAGUCAUGGCCAGGAACGUUACUCCUGCUGCCUGUCAUAUCCAAGGUACCUUAUUUUCUGAAGAACGAUGCACAGUUUUUGCCAUGAACUACCUUGACAAAUGCUGGGGAAUAUAUCGAGCUUUUUGUAAACCAAGCACCAGACCUCCAUUUGAACCUACAAUGACAAUGAGGCAUUUCCUUUGCAUGUUGAACGAUUUUAAACUUCUCAGCAAACAAUUAACUGCUUCAAGAGUUGUGGAAAUAGUUGUCAACGACGGCCCCCCUCUGCAUGACAGCAGCAGUACCAGCCUGGAGCGGGAGUUGGUUUUUCUUGAAUUUGUUGAAGCUCUUCUUGAUUGUGCGUUGGUGUUUGUUACCGGCGAUGUGAUUAAGGAGCAAGCAGAUCGUGAUAAUCAGAAAAGAAGCAGCUUUGGAAUUGCGGGCCAAUCCGAGGGAACCACAGACGCGUCUCUGUACCCAGAAUAUUCUCUGUCCCAGUGCACCACCAACAGAAGUGCAGCUGGUACAGACAUAAAUGAUGAGAUUUCCGAGGCAGCUGAUCACGCGUGGUUGUCUUCAACCACAGUUGUGCCAUCACAAGACGAAAUAAAGAAACAUGAGUCUCAGGGACCUUGCGAAGGCAGAGGGCAACCUCAAGAGCUUCUGCUGGAUACCAUCCUCUCAUUUCACACAACUCCUGGGGAUACCGAAGAUGCUCCAUCAUUGCUCAGCAGGGAUGCAGAAAAAGAACAAGGUUUCAGUGCAGCAAAGGAGGUGACAGAUGUACCAGAAGAAGCCAAAACCGAACAAGAUGCGGAAUGUAGUUUGUGGAUGUGUCAGAUGCAAAUCUUUUUUACAACGAAGUUCUUUCCUGCCUACCAGCAUGAAGAGGUGCUGGUGGAGAAAAUGAAAGAAAAUCGAGUUCGGGAUGCUGAAUUAGCUGAGCUGAGAAAGAACAAGGAUGAGGAACUGGCAAAAAUUAUUGCUGAACGAGAAGCAGAAGAGGCAAAAAGGCAAGUGGCAGAAAAGGCGUUAGACUCCAGGAGCGCACAUUCUAAGGAGCCAGAGGAGCCCGACGCGCCGGCGGUGAAGGAGCCGUCCGGCAGGUCGCAGCCGCCCGUCAGCAAGGCGCCUGCUGGCAAAAGGAAAAAGAAGAGAUCGGCCUUCUGAUGGAACUGCUGCCGCUUCAAGUGAGUACUCCUGGAAGGAGGAAAAACACUGCAACUGAAGAACCCGACUGCCAGUAAGGUCUGAAAUACAAGCACAAUAAAACGAUGCACAAGACAUGCUGGUUUCAGAGGGAAAUGCUCUUACACCAAGGGGCUUGGGAGAAGGAAUACAGUCAUUUAUACGAGUGUAACCCUUUAAACCGAAGUGGUGCAGAAGGCAGUAUCUGACCUGCAGCUAAAACGUAACAGGCUGAAGCAGCUGUGUUUGUUCAGGGAUCUUUUGUAGCUGGCCUAGUUUCACAGUGUAGAAAAUGAACAGAACGUCACGCGAUGAUGCAAACGAACACGUGAAGACUAAGAUGCCCCUAAAAGUGUAACAAUUAUUAAUUUUAUUUUCCAGGAAAAUAUUCACAUAACGAUAUCAGAAUGGAAUGGUACAGAUGAAGUCAGACUGGUUUUUAAUUAUUGUGCACAUAAACAUUUUAAAAUCUAAAAAUUUUAUGGUCAGAGUUUACAGAUUUUAGUAGAAAUUUGAUUCUUACAAAGCAAGUAUUGCUUUACUAUUGUCAUUAUUCCAGUCAAUAAUAUGACUAAUAACUUUUCAUAUGUUGAACAAGUAUCUGACAUUGACAUCUUCAAUAAAUCAGCCCUUUGCAAAUCAA
Messenger RNA from Columba livia (rock pigeon), 4048 nucleotides. RefSeq names its product radial spoke head 10 homolog B. NCBI's taxonomy places the organism in Eukaryota, Metazoa, Chordata, Aves, Columbiformes, Columbidae. The transcript has 19 exons. Bases 841 to 3387 code for a protein of 848 amino acids. The record is from RefSeq and is a predicted model, not a curated record.